Molecule: messenger RNA, 1696 nt
Organism: Olea europaea var. sylvestris
Lineage: Eukaryota; Viridiplantae; Streptophyta; Magnoliopsida; Lamiales; Oleaceae
Product: RNA pseudouridine synthase 4, mitochondrial
Exons: 10
Coding region: 18-1412 (464 amino acids)
Biological process (GO): pseudouridine synthesis
Molecular function (GO): RNA binding; pseudouridine synthase activity
Source: RefSeq, a predicted model, not a curated record
AAAUCUAAACCCUAACCAUGACGGAUCAAUUUCUCAUCAGCAAAUUUCGGUGGCGGCCUCUCGCUGGCGCCAAAAAAACCGUGACCGCAGCAUUUUACCAGCUUCAACAUUACCAUGCCACCGCUACAACCAUUAAUACCGACGGAGGAAACACUAACGAGGAAAAAAAGACCAACCAAUGGCUCACUCUACCGGCGUUCACUCCCACCGUCGAUGGUUCAUCCAUCGCAAAAUUACUCUCCGGCCGGACACCGGACACGAAAGCCAGAACUAUUACCAAUAACAUGACGGCGCUUAAAUGGAUCCUUAAGUGCUGCCCUCAACUCCCCAGGUCCCUUGUUCACAAGCUCUUUAGACUAAGACAGGUUCGAAAAGAAUACUUAGCUGAAGAAACUAAGUCAUGUCAACUCAAAAGGGUAGGAGCCAAGGAUCUGAUGGACAUUGGUGAUAUAAUAUUCCUUCCAACAACAAUUGAUGUAAAGUCUCGCUCAACAAAACAUGAGAAUGAGAACCUUUGUAAUGAAGGAAUGAAGUUUAUCCGUGGCCUUGAAUUAUUUAAGGAUUCAGCAAUAAUUGUGAUCAAUAAACCACCUGGAAUGCCUGUACAGGGUGGCAUUGGGAUAAAGAGAAGUUUAGACGAAUUGGCUGCCAAGUAUUUGCUAUAUGACUAUACGGAGUCUCCUCGCCUGGUUCACAGACUUGAUAGAGACAGCAGUGGCAUAUUAGUGAUGGGAAGGACACUAUUAAGUGCUACCAUUCUGCAUUCAAUCUUCCGAGAGAAAACUUUUGGAGCAUCGGAUGAUGUUCUUGAGAGUAAAAGAUCCUUGCAAAAGCGCUAUUGGGCACUUGUUAUUGGAUCUCCUAGACGUGCUGGAGGAUUAAUCUCAGUACCAUUAGGAAAGGUGGUGAUUGACGAUGGAAAGUCUGAGAAGAUUACUGUAGUCGACAAAUUCCACAUGUCAGCACAGCAUGCUGUGACAGAAUAUCGAGUCAUUUCAUCUUCAUCUUGUGGUUACACAUGGCUAGAGUUGUCUCCACUUACUGGAAGAAAGCAUCAGCUGCGUGUUCACUGUGCCGAGGUUUUGGGGACACCAAUAGUCGGAGACUACAAGUAUGGGUGGCAAGCUCAUAAGAAAUCAAAACAUAUCUUCGUUAAUUCAGAUUGCCAACUGGAAGAGAAAAAUUCCAAGGGAAAAUCGGAUCCUUUUGGCCUCGAUUUGGAGAAUGGAAGUAUCUCUGAUAAACAUUUUCGUCUUCAUCUUCAUUGUAAGCAGAUGCUGUUGCCGAACAUUGCUCAGGUUUUGCGACGUGACAAUCCAGAUUCGGAUUUUGAUUCUAAAACUGUAGAAAGCAUCACGAUAGAUGCUGAUUUGCCUCCACACAUGCAAAGAAGUUGGGACUUGCUGAAUUGAUAUUUUCUUGAACUCUUGUAAUUCUAAUUGUAUCAGAUUCCAUUUUCCUUGCAUAUCGUAGAGUUAGUUGGCCAUUUUGUCCCCUUAGGCAGGUUACAGCUCGUAAAACAGAUUAUUUUCCCCAGGUAGCUCGAAAUAUAUGAAUCCCAUGUUCGGCAUAAUUAAUCUCUCGUUGAUAUCGUCAUGUAUGUAGGUAUUAGUCACUUGCGAGCGUAGCAUUGUAUCUACCAUUUUUCCAAUGUAAGGGCAACAUACUGUUUCAUAUUUCAACAUGGACGAUGCUA